AACCGGAAGCGGCUAGAAUCCAGGCACCUCUACCAAUGGCAUGGAACUACGGCAGCCAUCGUCCUGUUUCUGCAGGUACACGAUGCCGUCUCAUUCUGCACGAUGGGAUUCAUGCUACUAGGCGGCACAGUCAACGUCCGUUCCAUCUCGCUCAUGCAGGUACAGCCCUGUGGGCCAAGACUAGAUAUAGCGCAAUCUCCCAUGUCCUCUUUUCUCAUCGUCAGUCGCACUGCUUUCCAGUUCGUCGUCAAGUCACUCUUUCGAGACUACAUCCUAAUUGCAGCAUUUUUGCUUGCGUCCUUUCGUUGAGUCCGCUCAUCACGAUCUUUACUGGCCUCCGGCCGUCCUAUCAUUGAAAAUUGCAUAUCGUUGCUAAUACUGUUAAUCUCAUAAUUAUGUCUCCCUCAACCUUCACUCGCGCUGCUUUCGCAGCUGGGCUUCUUGCCUCUGGUGUCUCUGCGGCCUUCGACAAUGCUGCUAAGACGAACAUUGCUAUGUACUGGGGACAAGGAAACGCUCAGAUCCCACUGUCCGAGGUCUGCGCUGAUCCUAACAUCGACAUCGUCAACAUUGGCUUCAUCAACGCAUUCCCUUCGGUAGUAGGCUCAUACCCGGGAAGCAACCACGCCAACGCGUGUGGUAGCGAAGUAUACUACGACCCGGUUCUGAAGAAGGACAGCAAGCUUUACAGCUCAUGCCCUGGCGUGGGAGAUGCUAUCACUGCUUGCCAGAAGAGCGGCAAGAAGGUCAUGCUCUCUCUCGGUGGUGGUUGGCCUACUGACUACUAUCUGCCAUCCCCUGAGGUCGCUCAAUGGACCGCCGAAUUCUUGAUCAAAGCCUAUGGUCCUCCCACCGCUGCCUGGAAGGCGGCUGGCAGGCCUCGUCCUUUCGGCGAUGCCGUCGUUGACGGUUUUGACCUCGAUCUCGAGGCACAAACCUACGACAUGCCUUCAGCUGAGUACAUUUACAAGAACUACGACGUCUUCGGAAAGUACGUCAAGAGCAACUCGAAGAUGCUUCUCUCCGCCGCUCCUCAGUGCGUUGUCCCAGACGUCAGGAUCUCACCAGUCCUCAAGGCCGUUCCCUUCGACUUUAUCUUCACUCAGUUCUACAACACCCGAGUCUGCUCUGCCGCUCAGGCCGUCCAAGAUAUCAAGGACAAGAAGACUGGCACCUUCACUUUCGACAAAUGGAUCUCCGAGAUCAAGGCCUCUGCGAACCCCAACCUCAAGUUCUACAUUGGAUUGGCCGCAGGUCCGGAUGGUCUCCCCACCCACAAGGAAGACUACCUCACGCCCGAAGAUGCGAACACUCUGAUUACGAAGUACAAGGGCAACACCAACUUCGGCGGUGUGAUGCUCUGGGAGGCCUCCGUUUCCGUCAGGAACCCAACCUACGGUCGGUCCUACGGUACUUGGAUGAAGUAUGCUGUCGAGGGUACUUUCUUGAAGAACUACAAGCCUAUCGUGUCUUCCAGCACCAGGUCUUCAACAACAUCUACUAAGGCCUCGACCACCAAGACACCUUCCAGCACCCCUGUUACUUCUACUAAGACCUCAUCCACUAAGAGCUCGUCUACCAAGAUCUCGUCCUCUACUCCCAUCUCGAGCAGCAAGAUCCCUUCCAGCACCCCUGUUACUUCUACUAAGAGCUCGUCCACCAAGAUCUCGUCUUCUACUCCCAUCUCGAGCAGCAAGAUCCCUUCCAGCACUCCUACCCCCAGCACCAUGAUCACCAGCAGCAAGACCUCAUCUUCUGCUUACGUCACCUCAAGCAUGGUUUCUUCGUCUGCAUACGUCACCUCCAGCUCAAUUUCCAGCAGCAGCAGCAGCAGCUCAGCCUACGAAACUGCCUCUACCAAGAGCUCCAGCUCCGCCGAGACUGUUAGCAGCACCCUGAUCGAGCCAUCCUCCAUCGCGACAAUCUCUGCGUCUGCCUCUAGCAGCGAGUCAGCCUACGUACCUUACCCGACUGAGACCGCCAGCUCUGUUGAGACCAUCAGCAGCUCCGCGACUGAGUCUUCUUCCAUUGACACUAUCUCUGCCACAAAGGAGGGUAGCUCAGUAUACGUGCCUUACCCGACCGAGACCCCGAGCUCUGUCGAGACUGUCAGCAGCACCUUCAUUGAGCCGUCAUCCAUUGCCACGAUCUCCGCAUCCGAGACUCUUAGCAGCUCUGUCUACGUUCCUUCCUCGAGCGAGACCUCUGCCUCCACCGACAAGUACCCCACUGACACUGUCUCCGCGACUACCCCUGAGGGCGUCUCUUCGACUUCUUGCAGCACCUCCAGCGUUGCAUACUCCACUGGCGCUAGCUCCAGCGAUGUCUACUCGGUGUCAUCUGUCGUAUACUCAUCUGGUGUCUACUCUACUGCAUCCCCGGUGUACCCCACCUCAACCUACUCUGCCAGCAAGGGAAUAGACUACCCCGACUACCCUGCUGAGAGCUCCAAGAGCGAUGCUGCAUCCAGCACUGGCUACGAGAGCGUUCCAUCGGUUACAAAGAAGCCUGAGUACUCUGAGUACUCCACUGCUCCUACUGGCUCUACCACCGCCACUGUCAUCACCACUACCUACGUCGAUGUCUGCCCUACUGGUCUGACUACCGUCACCACCACGUACUGGACAACCGUCUGCACCAAGUGCGCCGCGAAGCCCACCGGCUCGGCCGACGUACCUGAGGGUUGGACCACCAGUGUCUACACUGCCAGCACUGUUACCGUGACUCUUACCAAGCCCAUCGUCACGCCUACCAGCAUGCCCGCAUACCCAUCGUCCGCUCCUUCCGUCGCAUACCCCGCGGACUACCCUGCUAAGCCCGUGUCCUCUGGCAAGCCUGGAUACCCUGCCGUCCCUGAGGCGUCUAUGCCCGCAUACCCAGCUGCUCCUAAGCCCUCCAAGGCUGCCGAAUACCCAGCUGUUCCUGAGGCUUCCAAGGGCGCCGAGUACCCAUCUGCUCCUCAGGGAUCCAUGCCCGCCUACCCUGCCGUUCCUGAAGCCUCCAAGGCGGCUGAAUAUCCUGCCAUGCCCGAGGCACCCAAGCCAGCUUCUUCCUCUGCCGCCGCUGGCUACCCAUCUGCACCCAUCGCUUCCGAGUACCCCAAGAAGCCUGUCGAGCAGGAGGUUACCAGCACCGUCCGCGUUACCUCCACCCUCUCCAAGGUCGCCGUUCCCACUUACGCUCCCGCUCCUUACCCCACGGUCAGCGCUGGAGGUGCACCUUACGUCCCUGCCGGCUCUGCCAGCAGCUACGCGCCUAUGCCUACCGGCACUGGUGUUGGUUCCGCUUAUCCUUCUAUGCCAGCGGAGUUCACAGGUGCUGCUAGCCGUGCUGGUGAUGGAUUCAUGAUGGUUGUUGGUGUUGUUGCUGCCGUUCUUGUUCUAUAAAGUUGAGAUGUGAUGGUUGGAGAGUUGUUCUGAUGUUU
This is a messenger RNA of Alternaria alternata, 3424 nucleotides long. RefSeq names its product glycoside hydrolase. Gene Ontology annotation, molecular function: chitinase activity. The record is from RefSeq and is a predicted model, not a curated record. NCBI's taxonomy places the organism in Eukaryota, Fungi, Ascomycota, Dothideomycetes, Pleosporales, Pleosporaceae. Gene Ontology annotation, biological process: carbohydrate metabolic process. The transcript is spliced from 3 exons. The coding region runs from base 396 to 3386 and encodes 996 amino acids. Gene Ontology annotation, cellular component: extracellular region.